Molecule: messenger RNA, 2880 nt
Organism: Chara braunii
Lineage: Eukaryota; Viridiplantae; Streptophyta; Charophyceae; Charales; Characeae
Source: the annotation of a GenBank genome assembly
UCGCGCACAGCUGUGGGAUAGCAUGAUCGAUCGAAGGGUAAUGGUGUGGAAUGUUAUACGUGGAUAAUUCACAUGAACUUUAUCCCAAUGACACCAAUUUCCGCCUCUAUUUGACUAGCAAGCUCCCCAACCCACACUAUGGGCCAGAUGUUUCUGGAAAGACGAUGAUUAUAAACAACAGUGUCACCAAGCCUGGACUCCAAGCUCAACUGCUCAAUGUGACGGUGAGACAUGAGCGUCAAGAUCUGGAGGAGCAAAGGGAAAAGCUCAUUCAGGAAAUGAGUGAGAACAAGGCACUCCUUAAGUCUCUUGAAGACACACUGCUGCAAGAAUUGAGCAAUGCAACUGGCAACAUUCUUGACAAUGAGCCACUGAUUACAACCUUGGAGAACACGAAGGCAAAGGCUGUUGAGAUAUCAGAAAAGCUGGAGCUGGCAAAGGUGACUGCCACCGAGAUUGAGCAGGUGCGUACAAGAUAUUCACCUGCUGCCAAGCGAGGUGCCAUCCUCUUCUUUGUGAUGUCAUCUCUUUCAGCGGUGAACAACAUGUACGAGUACUCUCUUUACUCCUUUUUAGCAGUGUUUCGGAACACUCUAGAGACAAGCAAACGUGAUCCAUCACUGGACGGACGGCUGCGCAAUGUGCUGGAUGCACUCAUGUAUGAUGUGUACAAUUACACGUGUUUGGGUCUGUUUGAGAAACACAAGGUCAUGUUGUCGUUCCAAAUGACAAUCAAGAUUGCAGAGGGUGAGAAGGAUCUAAAUCAUGCACAACUGGAUUUCCUGCUCAAGGGUAACCUGUCAUUGGAGAAAUCAGCACGAAGGAAGCCGUACGAUUGGUGGCCAGAGCAGGGGUGGGAGGACCUUAUGCAGCUGAUCACACUGGCAGAUAAGUUUGCCCGCCUGGCUGGCCAUGUGGCAGUCAAUGAAGAAGAAUGGCAUGCGUGGUAUGACCUGGAAAGGCCUGAGGAGCACCCUCUUCCUGGUGGAUGGAGCGACCAGUUGUCGUUGUUCGAGCAUCUGCUGGUGCUUCGUUGCCUACGGGUUGAUCGAGUGACUGUGGCACUUACGCGUUAUGUGAUCAGCCGAAUAGGGGAGAAAUACGUGACUCCGCCUGUGCUCGAUUAUCGCCAGAUCCAUCGUCAGAGCACACCUCUUACCCCUGUUGUUUUCAUUCUCUCCCCUGGUGCGGAUCCUGCGUUCGAUGUUUUCAAGCUCGGAGAGGAGAUGGGCUUCAAAGCAGGCGCCAAGCUGAAGUACAUGGCCCUUGGCCAAGGAAUGGGGCCGAAAGCUGCGGAGUUCCUGGAGACAGGGUCAACGCGUGGCCUGUGGGUGAUGCUCCAGAAUUGCCACCUUCUACCAUCAUGGCUGAAGACCUUGGAGAAGAUUCUCGAGAAGAUUGAGAAGCCGCACAAAGAUUUCCGGCUUUGGCUUACAACCGAGCCAACACCGAAAUUCCCGCUCGGAGUGCUGCAGCGGAGUCUCAAAGUGGUGACUGAACCACCCAAUGGCCUCAAACUCAACAUGCGCGCAUCCUACUCCAAGAUCACAGAGGAGAGCCUGUCUGAAUGCCCCCAUAAUGCAUUUCGGCCGUUGGUGUAUGUGCUUGCAUUUUUCCAUGCAGUUGUGCAGGAACGUCGAAAGUAUGGUAAAUUGGGGUGGAACGUCGCAUAUGAUUUCAAUGAAACCGAUUUUCGGAUCAGCAUGGCACUAAUUAGUACUUAUCUGCGCAAGGCUUACGAUAAUGAAGACGAAAUUCUCCCAUGGGGAACUCUCCGGUACCUGAUUGGAGAAGCAAUGUAUGGUGGGCGUGUGUCUGACAGUCUGGACCGUAGGAUAUUGACCACGUACUUGGACGAGUAUUUCGGCGACUUUUUGUUUGACACGUUUCAGCCAUUUCACUUCUUCAAGUCUGAGACUGUGGAUUACAAAAUUCCCGAAACAGGGCCCAAGGAAUCAUAUGUGGGAAUGAUAGAUUUGUUGCCCAUUGUGCAGACACCAGAAGUCUUUGGCUUGCACCCGAAUGCAGACAUCAGCUACUAUACAAAUGCAACAAAGCUGAUCUGGCGUAAUCUGAUUGAUCUGCAGCCACGUGUCGGUGGUGCGGUGGGUGGAGGAAGUCGGGAGGACUUUAUUGCAGGGGUCGCCCGUGACAUCCAGUCCAAAAUCCCUGAUCCAUUUGAUAUCCCAGUUCUGAGGAAGGAAAUCGGCAUCCCAACUCCCAUCCAGGUGGUUUUGCUACAAGAACUUGAACGCUGGAACAAGCUGCUGCAAAAGAUGACCUCGUCAUUGAAAGACCUUCAGAAGGCUCUGUCAGGCGAGAUUGGGAUGAGCAAUGAGCUGGACGAACUGUCAAGGGCCCUGUUUAAUGGGCAACUGCCGAAACUAUGGCGGAAGCUCAACCCGCAGACAGAAAAGGGGCUGGGAGCGUGGAUGACAUGGUUCCAGCGUCGUCAUCUACAGUACGUAGACUGGGUUGAGAAUGGAGAGCCGAAGGUCAUUUGGUUGUCAGGACUGCAUACACCAGAGACAUACAUUGCAGCACUUGUCCAGACGGCAUGUCGUGAUAGGGGAUGGCCAUUGGACAAGUCUACACUGUAUACAAAAGUGACUCAGUAUACCAACCCAAACGACAUCAAGGAGAAGCCACGCCAUGGCUGUUACAUCCAAGGGCUUUACCUGGAGGGAGCUUCAUGGAACUUAGAAACUGGCAUGCUCAAGCGGCAGGGCAUCUUCUCAACGGCUGGUGGCCAUAGCUGGGGCCAGCCAGCUCCAUUGGUGACAAAGCUGGGUUUGGCGCCCAAGUGCUGAUGAGCGCUUCCUCAUAUUUGUGUUCUUGUUGGGGUUCAGUCAGCUGCCACCAAAGCUGCACUUUCAGCGC